Pseudovirgaria hyperparasitica is the source of this 1437-nucleotide messenger RNA. RefSeq lists its product as uncharacterized. The coding region runs from base 110 to 1351 and encodes 413 amino acids. Gene Ontology annotation, biological process: meiotic attachment of telomere to nuclear envelope; mitotic telomere tethering at nuclear periphery. The record is from RefSeq and is a predicted model, not a curated record. NCBI's taxonomy places the organism in Eukaryota, Fungi, Ascomycota, Dothideomycetes, Acrospermales, Acrospermaceae. Gene Ontology annotation, cellular component: nuclear membrane complex Bqt3-Bqt4. The transcript has 3 exons. Gene Ontology annotation, molecular function: DNA binding.
ACCCUCGCCUCUACCCGCUUUGUCCUUUGCGCGCCGGCGUCGCAUUCUCCAACUCUAAUCCGCUGCACCGCCUACCACGUCCAUUAUCACCACCAUCCAUUGUUCAACAAUGCCUGCAACACGCGUGCUGCCAAAGGCUUUCAACCCGUUGGUAGAUCAGAGUCAUGCGCCCACACUCGAACAACUCAUCGAGAGGCGUCGUCUUGGCCGAACCAAUCUCUCUGCCAAACCAGGUCAGGUCGGUGUCGCAAAUGCUUCAAAACAAGAGAAUCUCGGUCCUUUUGACUACGCCCAUCUGCGUGUGCCGCUUCCCAAGGACCUGAAAGGCUCCGGUAUCUUCUCGAUAGGAAAGAGCAACAACCUCUGGCCUGAAUCAUACUUCUUGAUGCGACGCAGCAGUGAUGGAUACGUUAGUGCUACAGGCAUGUUCAAAGCCGCUUUCCCAUGGGCAAAGGUUGAGGAAGAGGAGGCAGAACGGGCAUACCACAAGACACUAGGCUCUGCCGGCCACGAGGAGGUGGCAGGGAACGUAUGGAUCCAUCCUGAGGAUGCCUUCGAGCUUUCCAAAGAGUACAACAUGACAAACUGGGUCCUCGCACUCCUUGACCCUGAACCGAUAGAAAAGGGUACCAAAUCUCCUGAACGGGAUGAGAUUGCAACUCCCCCGCGCUUCAUUCUCAAGGACGUCAAGCUUCCUCCCCCAGCUUCAAGCACUCGUGGCUCAACUCGCAAGCGGUCCACGCGUUCCGCGUCUCCCUCAAAAAUUGCCACUCCAGUACGCAAGAUGGCCUCACCACGCAAGCCGCGCACAUCCCGUCGGAAGAAGGCCGAAGACGACGCCGCCAGCGUAGCGAGCUCUGUUCUGCAAAGCGCCAUCGAAAAUGGCACUUCUGCCACCGACUCAGUCGACGGCGGCCCUGUCAAUGGCGUCGCUGAAUCCGUAAAAGUCAACAUCGACGAAGUCGUGACCAAAGAAGGCGACAAGGAAAUCACAAAGACCUCUGUCGUAAUUGACAUGCCCGCCGGCCACCCAGACCUGCCACUGCCCGAAAACACCGAAGACAUGAUGGCAGCUGCAAAAGCAAUCGUUGAGAAAGCCACCGCAGAAGACGCUAAAUCUGCUGCUACAAACGGCAUCAAACCUACGCGGAAGCGCAAGGCCACGGAGGUCGAGGCCGACGACCAGCUCGCCGAAGCAUCUGGCGCCGCAAAGCCCAGCGAGCCGUCCACACAGGGCGCUACCAAGAAGAGCAAGACACAGCCGACGAAACGCGAGACAGUGCGGACCAGAGCACUCAUCGGAGCCGGGUUGACACUUGCCAUCGGCGCCGCAAUUCCAUAUUUCCUGUAGUUUGCGCCGACGCGGACGACCAGCGCGAUUUUUUUUUAAAGAGACACUUUCACUCCCCCUUGUUCCGCACCCCCUCCCUCGCACGA